AUGUCAUCUCCGGGAAUGGGCACUCCCAGUGACCCCCUCUUGGCCAGUCCAGGAGGGAGGUUUUCUACAGCUCAGGAAGGUAUCUGGAGGAGCUCACUCCCCAAAACUGCCAGCUUCCCAACGUCCACCACUCGGCACCUCAGUCACCGUGCCAACAACUUCCAAAGACAGCCAAAACGUCGGAAGUUGAUAAGACCUUCUCCACCUCCGCCGCCCAACACCCCAUGCCCCCUGGACCAGCUGGACCUCAGUGAGCUUCCCCCGAGACGCACCUUCCAAGAGCUGCUUUUCAAUGGCUGCAUCCUGUUCGGUAUUGAAUUUAGCUAUGCCAUGGAAACGGCUUAUGUGACCCCUGUGCUUCUACAGAUGGGCCUACCUGAUCAGUUCUACAGCUUGGUGUGGUUUAUAAGCCCCAUACUGGGAUUCCUUGUUCAGCCUCUCUUAGGAGCAUGGAGUGACCGCUGUACAUCCCGGUUUGGACGAAGGAGACCAUUUAUUCUGGCCUUGGCGAUAGGGGCGUUGGUUGGUCUAUCCCUGGUUCUGAAUGGGCGGGACAUGGGAAGUGCACUGGCGGACACAGCAUCAAAUCACAAGUGGGGAAUUAUUCUGACAGUGUGUGGUGUGGUUCUGAUGGACUUCAGUGCUGAUUCAGCAGACAACCCAAGCCAUGCAUACAUGAUGGAUGUGUGCAGCCCGGAGGACCAGGAUCGGGGGCUGAACAUCCACGCUCUCCUGGCAGGACUUGGAGGUGGAUUUGGCUACAUCGUGGGUGGCAUCAAUUGGGACCAAACACAAUUCGGGAAGUCGAUGGGAGGUCAACUACGGGUUAUAUAUCUGUUUACGAGUAUCACUUUGGUGAUUGCCACAGCCAUGACUCUGUUUAGUAUCCCUGAACGGCCCCUACCAAAGAGUCAGUCGAACAAAAACUCCAGCAAAAAGCAUCUGAAAAGCCCCAGCCUCCCUCUUCCUCCCUCUCCCCCUGUUGCCCCUGGAUUGGGUCCAGGAAUGGAUGACGAGGACGAGGACGGUCUUUACGGCUAUAAUUUCCCAAAGCCUCACCCAUGUAAUUCUGAUGCUCUGGCCCAUUCUUGCAGUGCUAAUGCACGCCUCUGCGCUGGCCUCACUAGCCCUAUAUCGCCCCUGAGUCCCCUCACCCCAAAAUAUGGCAGCUUCAUAAGUAGGGACAGCUCACUCACGGGCAUCAAUGAAUUUGCCUCUUCACUAGGAACCUCCUACAUAGACAGUGUGCUCAUAGACUGCUAUACAGGUCAGCAGACACCACAGGCCCUGGCGCCCAACUCCACCACUGCACCCCUACCUCCAGGAGACUCCCCUCCUCCUGACGAACAAACACAAGGGGCAGGGAGCCAAGCUGCAGGACAGACUCGGGCUGAUGUGGUGUCUUAUCCAGCUGGGGAAGCUCAGGUUGCAGAAGAGGCCCAGCCUUUGGAAGAUGCACAAUCUCACGGAGCAUCUCAGGUCGCGACUGGGGCCCAGGCUGGUGCAGGGUCACAUCGUGGCUCCAGUGCUGGCAUCCUGAAGCGACCCCAGAGUCUUGCACUAAUCGAGGAGCCAAUGGCAACCCAGAUUGUCGGGCUGGAGAAUGGACGCAGAAGAACAGUGACCUUCAGCCAGCAGGUUGCAAACAUUUUGCUGAAUGGGGUGCGCUAUGAGAGCGACCUGAGUGAGAACGUUGAGACAGGAGAUUCUCAAAUGUCAAUAAGGCUGCUGUGUAUAGCCAUCUAUAGGAUGCCUCCCUCUCUGCGGAGUUUAUGCACUAAUCAUUUUUUAGGUUGGCUGUCCUUUGAAGGCAUGCUGCUCUUCUACACUGAUUUCAUGGGGGAAGUUGUGUUUGAAGGAGACCCCAAAGCACCCCAUGACUCUGAGGCUUACCAACGCUACAAUGCUGGUGUUAGCAUGGGCUGCUGGGGCAUGUGCAUCUAUGCAUUCAGUGCUGCUUUCUACUCAGCCAUAUUGGAGAAACUGGAGGAGCGUUUCUCUCUUCGCACUCUUUAUUUUUUUGCCUACCUGGCAUUUGGUUUGGGCACAGGCCUGGCCACUCUUUCCACCAACCUCUACGUGGUACUCUCUCUCUGUGUCACCUACGGGGUGCUCUUUUCUUCUCUAUGCACGCUGCCUUACUCUCUGCUGUGUGAAUACUACCAGAGCCCUCAGUUUUGUGGCUCAUCAGAGGAAGGGACCAGACGAGGGAUGGGGGUGGACAUCUCUCUGCUCAGCUGCCAGUACUUCCUGGCUCAGAUCCUGGUCUCUGUGGCGAUGGGACCUCUGACCUCACUAGUAGGUGGGGCCCAGGGAGUGAUGUACUUUGCAAGCCUGAUGUCAUUCGUGGGCUGCCUGUACUCCUCUCUCUGCGUGGUGUACCACCUGCCCCCCCCUGAGGGUGAGCCCCCCGAAAGUGAGACCCAGCCACUAUUGGUGCACAUUUAG
Messenger RNA from Scomber japonicus (chub mackerel), 2448 nucleotides. It is a transcript of the gene slc45a1, whose product is annotated as solute carrier family 45 member 1. Gene Ontology annotation, cellular component: membrane. The record is from RefSeq and is a predicted model, not a curated record. Lineage: Eukaryota; Metazoa; Chordata; Actinopteri; Scombriformes; Scombridae. The coding region runs from base 1 to 2448 and encodes 815 amino acids. Gene Ontology annotation, molecular function: sucrose:proton symporter activity. The transcript is spliced from 8 exons. Gene Ontology annotation, biological process: transmembrane transport.